AUGGAUUCACAAUACUAUAAUUACGAAAAUGUUGUACCAUCAUUUAGAUUAGAUGAAAAACUUGUUAUUCUUACAGGUGGUUCAGGUGGUUUAGCUUCUUUAGUUGCAAGAAGUUUAUUAGCUCAAGGUGCUGAUAUUGCAUUAAUUGAUAUGAAUCUAGAAAGAACUCAACAAACUGCCAAAGAAAUAUUAGCCUGGGGUGCAGAAACAUUAAAAGGUGCAAGAGAGUCACCAAUUGGUCAAGUUUCAGCUUGGUCUUGUAAUAUUGGUGAUGCAGAAUCUGUUGAUUUAACUUUUCAAGCUAUAAAUGAACAUCAUGGUAAAAUAGCUACAGUUUUAAUUAAUUCUGCUGGUUAUGCUGAAAAUUUUCCAGCUGAGGAAUAUCCUGCUAAAAAUGCUGAAAAUAUAAUGAAAGUUAAUGGUUUAGGUGCUUUUUAUGUUUCACAAUCAUUUGCAAGACCAUUAAUUCAACAUAAUUUAAAAGGUUCAAUUAUAUUAAUUGGUUCAAUGUCAGGUACUAUAGUUAAUGAUCCACAACCUCAAUGUAUGUACAAUAUGUCAAAAGCCGGUGUUAUUCAUUUAGUAAGAUCUUUAGCAUGUGAAUGGGCUCAAUAUAAUAUUAGAGUUAAUACUUUAUCACCUGGUUAUAUUUUAACUCCAUUAACUAAAAAUGUUAUUGGUGCGCACUCAGAGUUGAAAAAUCAAUGGGAAUCUAAAAUUCCAUUAAAAAGAAUGGCUGAACCAAAAGAAUUUGUUGGAUCUAUAUUAUAUUUGGCAUCUGAUUCAGCUUCAAGUUAUACCACUGGUCAUAACUUGGUUGUUGAUGGUGGUUACGAAUGUUGGUAA
Messenger RNA from Insectozyma verbasci, 846 nucleotides. The record is from the annotation of a GenBank genome assembly. Lineage: Eukaryota; Fungi; Ascomycota; Pichiomycetes; Serinales; Debaryomycetaceae.